Molecule: messenger RNA, 7023 nt
Organism: Polyodon spathula (Mississippi paddlefish)
Lineage: Eukaryota; Metazoa; Chordata; Actinopteri; Acipenseriformes; Polyodontidae
Product: sodium channel protein type 4 subunit alpha-like
Exons: 27
Coding region: 780-6632 (1950 amino acids)
Biological process (GO): membrane depolarization during action potential; neuronal action potential; sodium ion transmembrane transport
Cellular component (GO): axon; plasma membrane; voltage-gated sodium channel complex
Molecular function (GO): protein binding; voltage-gated sodium channel activity
Source: RefSeq, a predicted model, not a curated record
GUUUUCAUGCCAGUCACGUGUCCACUGGAUCCACUCGUGUGAACCGACUUGAAGGGGAUUUAAACUCGUUUCAGAAUAACUUUUUCUUUUUUGAAAUGCUGUGUCACACAGUGGUUUCAUGAACAGCCCCCCAGUUGCUGGUGGAGUAGGCGUUACCUCGGAACAUCUGACUCGCAGAGAGGCUUGGAUGCUUUGUUCAUUCCAGCCAGGGGCAGUUGGAGGAUGGGCUCUGUACUUCAUGGUUAUGCUUUUGUUUCCCUUGGGCUCCAUUAACAGCUGUAAGAAAACUGGGAGGUGUUUGAAAGAGACGCCUGCGAGAAAAAAAAAAAAACAAUAACCUACUUUAAGUGCAUGUGUCAGAGUCUAUCGGACUGGAGAGGCGAGCUAGCGGAGAUCGGUGCUGGCUACAAACUACCAGUAAUCUGCACGGAAGCUAGCGAUGUACCAGAAGGGUUGACAAUUGACCUCCGUGUUCCUGACUGCCGGGGAGAGGCAAUAUUAAUAGUAAUAAUACUAUAGUCUAAUACUUGGCAGACAAGUACAUCAAGGAUUAAGGGGAAAUUUACAAGGAGAGAAUAAACAUGGCGACAAGUGGGGGGCUUCUAUGACUUUGUGGACAUUGUAAAUAAAAAGAACACACACACACACACACACACACACACACACACACACACACACACACACACACACACACACAACAAGUUCUGGAUGCAAUGCUGUACACCAAGGAGUUUCAUAUCUGUAAGUAAAAACUAGUACAGAAGAAUCAGGAUGAAAAGAUGGCAACCUUGUUGUUACCACCGGGUCCUGACAGCUUGCACCGGUUCACUCGUGAAUCCCUGGCUGCUAUCGAGAACCGCAUUGCCGCGGAGCAGGCCCGGAAUGCCAAGCAGGAGUACCGAGAGGUUCUGGGAGACCAGGAAAAGCCACGGCCGAGACCCGACCUCGAGGCCAGCAAGCAGCUGCCACGCAUAUACGGGGAUAUCCCACCCCACCUCAUCGGAGAGCCUCUGGACGAUCUUGACCCUUUUUACAACUGCAAAAAAACAUUUAUAGUACUGAACAAAGGAAAGGCGAUCUUCCGAUUUAAUGGGACGUCUGCCCUGUACAUAUUUAGUCCUUUCCAUCCAAUCAGAAGAGCUUCAAUUAAAGUUUUAGUGCAUUCAUUGUUCAGUUUGUUUAUAAUGUGCACUAUUCUGACCAACUGUGUGUUCAUGGCCAUGUCUGAACCAUAUUCCUGGGCCAAGUAUGUUGAGUACACUUUCACUGGCAUUUACACUUUUGAAUCCAUGAUAAAAAUCCUGGCGAGAGGAUUCUGCAUUGGCCACUUUACCUUCCUGCGAGACCCAUGGAAUUGGUUGGAUUUCAGUGUUAUUCUCAUGGCAUAUGUUACUGAGUUUGUGGACCUGGGCAAUGUCUCAGCCUUAAGAACGUUCAGAGUACUGCGAGCCCUGAAAACUAUCUCUGUCAUUCCAGGCUUGAAAACCAUUGUAGGCGCACUAAUCCAGUCUGUGAAAAAGCUGGCCGACGUGAUGAUUCUGACAGUUUUCUGCCUAAGUGUGUUUGCCCUCAUUGGUCUUCAGCUCUUCAUGGGCAACCUUCGUCAGAAGUGUGUCAGAGACUAUGAGAAAUUAAACACUUCCCUCAAUGGCACCUUCUACUGGGACGAUGACUGGCCGUCCUAUGAGAAUUUCAUCAUCAAUGAAACCAACUUCUAUAAGAUAGAAGGAGCCAAGGAUCCCUUACUAUGUGGAAAUGGGUCUGACGCUGGGAAUUGUCCUGAUGGAUACGUUUGCGUCAAGACAGGAGACAACCCAAAUUACGGCUAUACCAGUUUCGACACCUUCGGCUGGGCCUUUCUUGCUCUGUUUCGCCUCAUGACUCAAGACUACUGGGAAAAUCUUUAUCAGCAGACUCUCCGAUCCGCGGGUAAGACCUACAUGAUCUUCUUCGUGCUGGUCAUCUUCUUGGGGUCCUUCUACCUGGUCAACCUGAUCCUGGCCGUGGUAGCGAUGGCUUAUGAGGAGCAGAACCAGGCGACCAUCGCAGAGGCCUGGCAUAAAGAGAAGGAAUUUCAGGAGGCCAUGGAACGGCUGAAAAAGGAACAGCAGGCAGUUUCUAACAUCGCACAGGAGACUCUGGCAUUGUCACCGCUCACUGUGAAAGACACCAAAGAUAGAAAGAAUUCGAAACAAAGGCAGCAGAGUCACUCAGAGGAGAAUGGAGAGGAUGGCGAGGAAGAGGAGAGAUCCCAGUUAGACUGUGAUGACAACCCACUGAAGGCUCACCCAUGCAUUAGCAGGGCGCUCCUCUCUGCCAGCAGAAGGGGAAGCCAUGGGAGCAUCUUUCAUUUCCGUCCCAGAAACAAGGACUCUGAGGCGGAUUUUGCAGAUGAUGAGUACAGUGUGCCGGGGGACAGCGACAGCCGCACAGGUUCGCUCUUGGUACCCUGGUCCAGAAGGAAGAACAGCAGCCUAAGCAUAGCCAGCCAUUGCUCUCAAACCAACAUCCCCAGCCUGACCAUCAACGGGAAGUUGAACAUCCACAUGGAUCAUAAUGGAGUGGAGUGUUUGGGGCCCCCUUCAUCGCUAACCCUGCCUGCAGUGGUGGUGGAUCUGCCAACUACGGAAGAGAACCAGAAAACCUUCCCUGAAAAUGAGUUAAGCAGCAGGCAGAACGCUCACCGGCUUUCCGUGGAUACCUGGAGCGAGACAUUCCAGAGAGAGCGAGCUCUGAGUGCAGCCAGCGUUCUCACCAACGCCAUGGAAGAGCUGGAAGAGUCGAAUCAGAAGUGCCACCCCUGCUGGUAUCGCUUUGCACAGAGGUAUCUGAUCUGGGACUGCUGUCCGCUGUGGCUGAGGGUGAAAGAAAAGGUGAAUAUGGUGGUGAUGGACCCCUUUCUGGACUUGGCUAUUACCAUCUGCAUCGUCCUCAACACCCUCUUCAUGGCUCUGGAGCACUACCCAAUGACAGAUGACUUUAGCAAAAUGCUGUUUGUGGGUAACCUGGUGUUCACUGGGAUCUUCACUGCGGAGAUGCUGUUUAAAAUCGUUGCCAUGGAUCCCUACGAAUACUUCCAGCAGGGCUGGAACAUCUUUGACAGCAUCAUCGUCUGCCUCAGUCUGAUGGAGCUGGGUCUCUCCAAUGUGGAGGGGCUGUCUGUGCUGCGCUCUUUCAGACUGUUAAGGGUCUUCAAGCUGGCAAAGUCGUGGCCGACCUUGAACACGCUGAUUAAGAUCAUCGGGAACUCUGUAGGUGCCUUGGGGAACCUGACCCUGGUCCUGGCCAUCAUUGUCUUCAUUUUUGCCGUGGUGGGAAUGCAGCUGUUUGGGAAAAGCUACACUGACUGUGUCUGCAAGAUCAAUAAGGACUGCAAGCUGCCUCGGUGGCACAUGACAGACUUCUUCCAUGCCUUCCUUAUCGUUUUCCGCGUGCUGUGCGGAGAGUGGAUUGAAACCAUGUGGGAUUGUAUGCAAGUCGCAGGGGAGCCCCUGUGCCUCAUUGUCUUCAUGCUGGUCAUGGUGAUUGGGAACCUAGUGGUACUGAACCUCUUCCUGGCUUUGCUGCUGAGCUCAUUCAGUGCCGACAAUCUGACGGCCCCCGACGACGAUGGCGAGAUGAACAAUCUCCAGAUCGCUUUCGCGCGAAUCCAGCACGGCAUCACAUUUCUCAAGAAUGCAGUUUACGACUUCCUCAGCGGAGACUUCAAGAAGCGGAGGGAAAAAGCCAAGGAGGCCAACGCCAUGACUGCCCUCAACUACCUGGGCAACCACACGGGAGAGCCUGGCGCCAAGGACUGGAGGGAGGGCAACGGGACCACCGGUGGCAUCGGACGAGAGAAGUACGUGCUCCCUGACACUGACAACUACAUGACCAACCCCAACCUGUGCAUCAAUGUGCCCAUUGCUCCUGGGGAGUCUGAUGUGGAGCUCCCUGAAGAAGAUGCACAGAGCAUCUACAGCGACAUGGAGCUCAGCAAAGAGAAGCUGGAUGAGAUCAGCCUAUCUGAAGGCAGCACGGUGGACCUGAGGAAGCCUGGGGAGGAUGAGGACGAGGAGUCAGAACUGGACGAGGAGGCCUUGGACCCAGAGGACUGCUUUUCCCAAAGGUGCGUGCGUCAGUUCCCAUGCUGUGACAUUAACACCACACAGGGAGCUGGCAGGGCCUGGUGGACACUCCGAAAAACCUGCUUCAGAAUUGUGGAGCACAGCUGGUUUGAAACGUUUAUCAUCUUUAUGAUUCUACUCAGCAGUGGAGCUCUUGCAUUUGAAGAUGUCAACAUAGAAAAAAGAAAAGUGAUAAAAAACGUUCUGGAAUACGCAGAUAAGGUGUUCACGUAUGUGUUCAUUCUUGAAAUGCUGCUAAAAUGGGUAGCGUAUGGCUUUAAGAAGUAUUUCACCAAUGCUUGGUGCUGGCUCGAUUUUGUAAUCGUGGAUGUCUCUUUAAUAAGCCUUGUAGCUAGCACCCUGGGAUACUCGGACUUCGCAGCCAUUAAAUCUCUUAGGACCCUCCGAGCUUUGAGACCAUUAAGAGCCUUGUCCCGAUUCGAAGGCAUGAGGGUGGUGGUGAAUGCACUUGUUGGUGCUAUCCCUUCUAUCAUGAACGUGCUGCUGGUCUGUCUGAUCUUCUGGUUGAUUUUUAGCAUAAUGGGAGUGAACUUGUUUGCAGGCAAGUUUGGAAGGUGUGUAAAUAGCACAGACCUACAAAUCUUCAAUGCUUCCGAGAUAAAUAACAAAACUGAAUGCGACUCCUGCGGGAACGCCACCUACUGGACCAGAGUGAAAGUGAACUUCGACAAUGUUGGCGCUGGGUACCUGGCCCUCCUGCAAGUUGCAACAUUCAAAGGCUGGAUGGAAAUAAUGUAUGCAGCAGUGGAUUCACGUGGUGUAGAAGACCAGCCAAUUAAGGAAGUAAACCUGUACAUGUACCUUUAUUUCGUAGUCUUCAUCAUCUUUGGGUCUUUCUUCACCUUAAAUCUCUUUAUAGGUGUGAUCAUUGACAACUUUAACCAGCAAAAAAGAAAGUUAGGUGGACAGGAUAUUUUUAUGACUGAAGAACAGAAAAAGUACUACAAUGCAAUGAAAAAGCUUGGAUCCAAAAAACCCCAGAAGCCAAUUCCAAGGCCAAGGAACAAAUUCCAAGGAUUAGUUUUCGAUAUGGUGUCAAAGCAAGCCUUUGACAUCUUCAUCAUGAUUCUAAUCUGCCUGAACAUGGUCACCAUGAUGGUGGAAACAGAUGAACAGCCUAAACACAUGGAGAACAUCCUUUACUACAUCAACCUGGCCUUCGUUGUGAUCUUCACUGGGGAGUGCUGCCUCAAGCUCAUUGCUCUCCGCUGCUACUACUUUACCAUCGGGUGGAACAUCUUCGACUUCGUGGUGGUCAUCCUCUCCAUUGUGGGGAUUGUGCUUGCUGACCUGAUAGAAAUGUACUUUGUGUCGCCGACAUUAUUCAGAGUUAUUCGACUUGCGCGCAUUGGACGUGUCCUUCGACUAAUUCGUGGAGCCAAGGGAAUUAGAACUCUGCUUUUUGCCUUAAUGAUGUCUCUUCCUGCUCUGUUCAACAUUGGUCUUCUCCUUUUCCUUGUCAUGUUCAUCUAUGCCAUUUUCGGCAUGGCAAACUUUGCCUAUGUGAAAAAGCACUAUGGGAUUGAUGACAUGUUCAAUUUCGAAACAUUUGGUAACAGCAUGAUCUGUCUUUUCCAAAUCACCACUUCAGCAGGGUGGGAUGGCCUCCUCAACCCUAUCUUGAACACUGAACCGGAGUGCGACCCAAAUUUUGAACACCCUGGAAGUACAGUGAGGGGGAACUGCGGGAACCCCUCUGUCGGUAUCUUCUUCUUUGUCAGCUAUAUCAUCAUAUCAUUUCUCAUCGUCGUCAACAUGUACAUAGCUAUCAUCUUGGAGAACUUCAGCGUAGCCACGGAGGAAAGCACGGAGCCUCUGGGCGAGGAUGACUUUGAUAUGUUCUACGAGGUCUGGGAGAAGUUCGAUCCUGAAGCCACGCAGUUCAUUGAGUACUGCAAGCUGACCAACUUUGCGGAUGCCCUGCAGGAGCCGCUGCGGAUCGCCAAGCCCAACAGAAUAAAGCUGAUCUCCAUGGACCUGCCCAUGGUCAGUGGGGAUAAAAUCCACUGCCUGGACAUUCUGUUUGCUUUCACCAAAAGGGUUCUUGGGGAGUCUGGAGAGAUGGAUGCUCUGAAGCAGCAGAUGGAGGAGAAGUUCAUGAUGGCCAAUCCUUCAAAGAUCUCCUAUGAGCCCAUCACCACCACGCUCAGACGGAAGCAGGAGGAGGUGUCGGCUAUCAUAAUUCAGAGGUCCUACAGGAGACACCUUCUCCGGCGCUCCAUGAGGCAGGCUUCCUACCUGUAUCGCCACAGAUCUAGCGAUGGCAACGUUACUGUGGAGAACGCUCCCGAGAAGGAAGGUCUCAUAGCAUCCAUGAUAAAUGAAAACUAUGGCCAUCAGCUGGAAAUGAUGGAGACUAUGUCCUCCACCUCCUCUCCGCCAUCUUAUGACAGUGUCACCAGAGUUGCUAAUGACCCUAUACAAGUGCUUGUGAUUGAUUCUAGAAACACUGGGUUCAAUGAACCCUGCACACAUAUUGACAGAGACAGGGAGACAUUUCUGUAACACUGGUUAUGAACUGCUUUACCGAAUGUAACAUAACUAAAACGACACUGACUUAGUCUUGUUCUACACUGAGUUGCAAAACAAAACCACAGGGUUUAUUAUUAUUAUUAUUAUUAUUAUUAUUAUUAUUAUUAUUUUUUUUUUUUUUUUUUUUUUUUUGUCAACCACCUUGGUUGGAUAAAUUAAGGGAAUGUUUUAUCACAGAAACUACCCUUUGACCCUGCUUAUGUUAACUAUGCUUCACAUUUAUAUGCAUGAAGGGCCUGUGCAGGGUCGCUACAAGUAUAUCACUGAUGUAAUAAUCAUCUAUUGGGCUGAAAAAAACAAAACCAAUACAAGCUAUUUACAAACAAUGCCUGACUGUAUGCAUUCAUUGAAGGUCUUCCUUAUA